AAUCGUUUGUUUACAAGCUGAACAUUAUGCGAUAUCAAGGACAAGACAUGCGGAAACAAAGAAUGGUUGCCAAGCGGCGCCAGGGAAAUAGUAAAAUAAUUAAUAAAGACUGUUGCGUCAUAGUGUUUCCCCACGCGUAACAUUGAUAUUUGAAAAACAAAAGGAAAUUGUCUUGUCUCGAAUACUGCCUUGGUAAUAAAUUUAUAGAAGGAUUGGAAAUGAAAGGAGAAUGAGAAAAAGAUUACAAGAAAUUAACAUUAUUUUAAUAAAAUAAUUAUUGUAUCAGUUGGAAUAGUAUCUUGUUUUAUUUUAAUUAGUAAUGAUAAGUGGGAUUAGGGAUAUCCUUUAUUUUUUAUGGUUGCACUAUAGAAGCUACUAUGGUAAUAUUUUGGAAAUUUGAUGUCUCGAGUAGCCGUGCAACAAAAAUAAUUUUCUCUACAGAGAAGAAUUUAUAAUUUUGUUAAUUGUAAUUACUGAAAAAUCAUGAAAACGCACUUAAUGCAUGUCUUAAAGUACAGAAUUCCAUAUCUCCAAGAUUAUCUUGUGAAACAAAUUGAAAAAUUUGUCGAAUGUACAUUAAAACAUGCUUAAAAUAUUCCCAAGGUUAAACAGACUUAACCUUACAUUAUUUCUAUAAAAAAAAAGUCAUGGAAACGCACUUAAUGGAUGUCUUAAAGUGCAAUUGUUUAAAACAAAAUCCAUUAUUCCCAAAAUUAUCUUGCGAAAUGAAUUGAAAAAAUUGCCAAAUGUACUCUAAAACGUGCUUAAAAUAUUCCCAAGGUUAAACAAAAUUAACCUUUCAUUGUUCUUAUAAAAAAAAAUCAUGGAAACGCACUUAAUGCAUGCCUUAAAGUACAAUUGUUUAAAACAAAAUUCAUUAUUCCUAAGAUCAUCUUGCGAAACGAAUUGAAAAAAUUACCAAAUGUACAUUAAAACGUGCUUAAGGUAUCCUCAAGGUUAAACAGGUAUCAAGUAUAUAAAUAUUUUCCUUUGAAAAAAAAAAUUACAAAAUAAAUACUUAAUGGCCUCCCAUAAUAUCCUCUAUCCCCCUUCCAAUGAUUUAAGACAUCAAUCAACCUAAUAUUGUUCGAUUUUGGGCAUACAACUUGUUUCCAAGGUGUAGGGCAUUAUUCUGUCACACCUUUUACGACACUUUCUAUUCGUGCGCCGUUCGUCGAGUUCACCUGUUGCGUCGCUCGCGGUUGGGGCGUCCACUCUUUUUCGAAUAUUUCCCGUUACACCAAGUGAUCAACGCGUCUCCUCGCACAACGACUGCAUGUAGCAUGUGAUGGCAGAUAACAGAAGAUAAUCCAAGUCUUUGUAGCGAUUAGGAUUCCUAGCUUGCAGAGGUUUCAAGCUGAUAAGGAUGCCGAACCACCAAGGCGGAGAGCCUGGGAUCGAGAUUCCCCUGCAAUACAAUGAUGCUCAUUGGAGGAAUAUAUUCAACAGGUUCGACUCCGAUGGCGAUGGGAAAAUCUCGUAUCAAGAAUUGCGAACCAUGAUCCGUCUAUCUGAAUAUUCUCACGAUAUUCCAGAAAGAGUCGUCCAGAGAAUCAUGCAUAAAGCAGAUUUGGAUGCUUCGGGAUAUUUGAGCUACGAAGAAUUCAUAGCUAUGAUACACAGAAAGGAUAUGCAGGGAGUGUUUGGCCACCUUGUGCAGCGAUAUGUGCAUUCGAUGAUACCGCAGAGGCCAUGCAGUGUACAGAGACGUGAUUACACUGAUGGCCAGUACGAAGAGGAAUACUCUUGCAAGCCUCCUCCCUUAGCGAUGAUUAUAAUAUCUAUGCUAGAGAUUAUCCUAUUUAUGUACGAUGCAAUUGCACACAAGUCACUGAGCGUGGAUGGGCCAGCAGCACAAUUGUUCGUUUACGAUCCACACAAGAGGUACCAAGCGUGGAGAUACCUGACGUACAUGUUCGUACAUGUGGACUACCCUCACUUGGUGAUGAACCUGCUUGUACAGAUAAUGUUGGGCAUUCCUCUGGAGAUGGUGCACAAGUGGUGGAGGGUGCUGAUCAUAUACAUAGCAGGCGUGGUUGCUGGAUCGCUGGGUACGUCUGUGUCGACUCCUAAAGUACUUUUAGCAGGCGCGUCUGGCGGUGUUUACGCGUUAAUUACUGCUCAUGUGGCGACCAUAUUAAUGAACUGGUCGCAGAUGGAGUUCGCGGUUUUGCAAUUAUUAGUGUUCCUCGUUGUCACUGCUUUGGACGUUGCUCAGGCGAUCUACAACCAUUACACGUUAGGAAUCAACGAUAGGGUCGGGUACGUUGCUCAUCUCGCUGGCGCUAUCGCUGGCCUCUUAGUAGGCAUAAACGUUCUUCGCAAUCUCGAAGAGCAAACGUGGGAGAAAGUCGUAUGGUGGACUAGUAUUAUUGUUUAUGUCGCCCUCAUGUCCGCUGCCAUUUUGUGGAAUAUCCUGAAUACUUCCUAUUACGAAUAGCAGUGGAACGCUUCCUAUUUUUCUAUCGAACAUACAAAUCUCAUGAUUCUUGCCCGUUAUGCGCGCACACGAACAAGCACAAAUUUAUUUUUUUUUUUUUUAUCGAAGUAGUGGAGAGAAAUAUUGUAUAAUUUAGAAGUUAUACGCGCAUUUAUCCGAAACGAAUAUCAAUUAUUACAUACUGUGAUACGCGACGACUGUAUGUAACGAGGAGGGACUGGUUGUUGAAGACGAUAUCAAUGUUUAAUAUUCGAUAUUAACGCUAAACUUACAUUAUUCAUUCGUAAUAGUUCAUUCGUAACUAUUUCUAUCGUGAUGAGAUGAACGACUGGUAUUAAACAGACUUAUUUCGAUUAUAUGGAAAUAUAUUUUAUUUGAAACUAUACUGAAUGAUGCAUGAAACAAUUGUAUAUGUAUAAUUCAUAUGUUGCAUAUUAGAAUUUUACCAGUCGUAGGUUUAGUGUUAACCCUUCGACUGCAGGACAAUUUUUGAUGGAAAUUCCAAGUGGCGUAGAGGUCUGAAUAUAAGAGAUAUAUCAGUUUAUAGGGAAUGAUAAGAUGUAACUUUUUUAUAUUUACAAAUUAUUCAUAGGACGUUCAGUUUCAGAGAUAAGAAUUAAAAACUUAGAAGACCUCUUUCCUGAAAUUCAAUUUUUCCAACGAAUUUCUAAUUUUUCAAUUUUUGUUUUGGAAACUAAGCAUCCUGUGGAUAAACUGUAAAUAUAAAAAAGUUUCGUCUCGUCAUCUCCUAUAAGCUGAUAAUUAAAAAAAAUUGAUUUAUCUAAUAUAAACACUUCUCGUGGGCCUAUAUACAUAUGUGUAUGUCCUUCGCAGUCAAAGGGUUAAUGACAGAGGAUUGUAUAGUUUUUGUACUGUCACGGUUACUUCAAAAAUAGGAUUGAUAUCGUCGUAAUCAAUUUUAUAAGGCAGCUUGUAAACGAAUACUUGAAGAUAGUAUAUAAAAAAUAGACAAUGAACACUGAAUUUUGGGAACGAUGGGAACAAUCGAGCAGCUAAUUUGCUAAUAAAAUAAAUGAUAAAAUAAGCUGUAACCAGCAUCCAUAUUCUAAAAGGAAGGCCUUCUUUUGUACGUCCUAAAAUUAAAGAUAUUGUUAUUACUCGCAGCAGUUUGAUAAUAUUUUAUUACUCGUAGAGUUUAAGUAAGCAAUGACAACAUUUUCUAUGAAAUGUACGUAAAGUAUUGUUGGCAUAGGAAUACUAUUAUCGUGAAUUUCGAUAAUUUUUUUUUCUUUUUUUAUAUAUAUAUGUAUCGUAAGUUACUGUAGUUCAUUGUAUCGUGUAUUUAUGUUUCACUAUGUCAUAUAUGUACCUGAUUUUGCAAAUUUACUGACGCGUCGCUGAACUAUCUUGAACGUUAUGCAACGAGACGCGAAAAAUUUCUAACGAGUGACAGCAGGGUUUUAGUUUAAAUAUAUAAUAUACAUAACAGAGCUUGGUAAACAUACGUAAAGAACAGAUUGACUAUUAGAAAUUAUAAAAAGGGACGAGCAAGUGUUCGAAAACAAUGUAAAAAGUCUCUGGUUAAUAAUUGAACCAGUAGACACUUCUGAAACGUAUUUAAUUUGUUUAUUCCUUUUUUUAUGAGUCCUAGUAGCCAUAUGGACUUAUAAUUCUAGAAUGUAAUAUAUAAUAAUAUUGUGCGUAAUGCUAUUGGGCAGACCUCGUAUAAAGUUAAUGUUUAAUGUAAGUUGAAGCAUUUGUAUUUGUACAUAAGUCGAAUCGUGACGAUUAUUUGUUAAAAUAGUGUACAUCGAUUUACAACAUAAUAAAACUAUUUUUAAACAUA
This is a messenger RNA of Hylaeus anthracinus, 4247 nucleotides long. It is a transcript of the gene rho-4, whose product is annotated as rhomboid-related protein 3. The coding region runs from base 1367 to 2440 and encodes 357 amino acids. The record is from RefSeq and is a predicted model, not a curated record. The transcript has 5 exons. NCBI's taxonomy places the organism in Eukaryota, Metazoa, Arthropoda, Insecta, Hymenoptera, Colletidae. Gene Ontology annotation, molecular function: calcium ion binding; serine-type endopeptidase activity. Gene Ontology annotation, cellular component: membrane.